ACGAAAUUAAACUUAAAACAUUAUAUUUUAGUUAGAAACUUAAACAUUUUUAUUUAUUUAAUUAAUUCUUAAAAAUUAUAAACUCCAAAUUAAUAUGCACUUAAAGAAGUAACAGUGUAUUUAUUUUAAUGCGUUAGUAUUAAAUUUGCCAUGACAGGUUUUUAUUAUUUUGUAAUCGUCGGUCAUGGCGACAAUCCCAUAUUUGAAAUGGAAUUCAUGUCCAGCAAAGAAGUAAAAAAAGAAGACCACAGCCAUUUAAACCAGUUCAUAGCCCAUGCUGCCUUAGAUCUGGUUGAUGAAUUAAUGUGGAAGUCUACAUCUAUGUAUUUGAAAACUGUAGACCGAUUUAAUCAUUGGACGGUGUCAGCUUUUGUUACAGCCAGUCGAAUGAGAUUUAUUAUGGUACACGACUCUAAAAAUGAUGAGGGCAUAAAAAAUUUCUUCACUGAAGUAUAUGAAAUGUUUAUAAAGUAUGUAAUGAAUCCAUUCUAUAAGCUAAACAUGCCAAUCAAAUGUGGAUCAUUCGACAAAAAAGUACAGUUCUAUGGUCGUAAAUAUUUAGUCAACUAGUAUUUUAUAACAGAUACAUUUAUAAUUGUGAUCUUUUUAUUUUCAUGUCAAAAUAUAAACUAAUUUAUUCUUUAUUA
Messenger RNA from Rhopalosiphum maidis (corn leaf aphid), 647 nucleotides. It is a transcript of the gene Trs20, whose product is annotated as trafficking protein particle complex subunit 2. The record is from RefSeq and is a predicted model, not a curated record. Gene Ontology annotation, cellular component: nucleus; TRAPP complex; cytoplasm. NCBI's taxonomy places the organism in Eukaryota, Metazoa, Arthropoda, Insecta, Hemiptera, Aphididae. Gene Ontology annotation, biological process: endoplasmic reticulum to Golgi vesicle-mediated transport. Bases 151 to 570 code for a protein of 139 amino acids. The transcript is spliced from 3 exons.